Molecule: messenger RNA, 1831 nt
Organism: Perca fluviatilis (European perch)
Lineage: Eukaryota; Metazoa; Chordata; Actinopteri; Perciformes; Percidae
Gene: rad21l1
Product: RAD21 cohesin complex component like 1
Exons: 14
Coding region: 131-1747 (538 amino acids)
Biological process (GO): mitotic sister chromatid cohesion; synaptonemal complex assembly; replication-born double-strand break repair via sister chromatid exchange
Cellular component (GO): cohesin complex; synaptonemal complex
Molecular function (GO): chromatin binding; protein binding
Source: RefSeq, a predicted model, not a curated record
UUUUGGCGGAAGUCGCAGUUUAUCCUCGCGGUGAUGUGCACGCUCCAAAUGUCAACCAUAGACAGUAUAUAAGAAGUCAAACCGCGGCACUUUUCAAAGUUAAGGUGACAGCUAGCUUUGGUGUUCCAACAUGAUGUUCUACACUCAACUCUUCACAUCCAAGCGGGGGCCUCUAGCCAAAAUCUGGCUAGCAGCGCACUGGGAAAGGAAACUCACAAAGGCCCACGUAUUUGAAUGUAAUUUAGAAACAACAAUCAAAGACAUCAUUUCCCCAAAGAUGAAAAUUGGUUUGCGGACAUCUGGUCAUCUGCUCAUUGGUGUGGUCAGGAUCUACUCCAAGAAAGCGAAGUAUCUCCUUGCAGACUGCAAUGAUGCCCUGGUUAAAAUUAAAAUGGCAUUCAGGCCAGGUCAGACAGAUUUGCCCGUAGAGGGGCUCGAGGCAACACUAAAAGCAAUUACCUUGAUCGAAGAUUUCACUGCCUUUGAUGCCCAGCUACCAAAACCAAGUAACAUAGAUGUCGUGGACCACUUUUCACUGAACCAGUGUCGAUCAGAGGAAAUCACUCUGAAGGAGGAUUAUGGAAAUGGCUUUCUGAACAUGGUAGAUUUCGCAGAUGAGUCCCAGAGCCACCAUGGUGGGCUAAUGGAUAUGACAUUCCAGAGCCUGACUCAACAUGGAGAUGCUUUUGGGGAUGAGGAUAGAGGAUUCGACCUACUCGACUUUCUGACAAACCCCACUGAUAAUGUUGAGUCCACCGACUUCAUCCCCGAAGAGCCUCAACAUGAAAAUCCAGAGAUCUCUGCACUCAAUCAUCAACAAGAUGCGGACAAAAAGAUGAUGGUGACCCCUACACAGAGUGAGACCACCCUGCUCGCUAAUGAGGAGGAGGCCUUUGCCCUUGAACCUGUGACCAUCACUCCAAAUUCAGAGAAAAAGAGGGGAAAGAGGAAACGCAGGUUGGUUGUGGACCAGUCUAAAGAGCUGACCAAUGACUUCAUCAGAGAGCAGCUUUCUGACUAUUCAGAUCUGGUUGCCCCAUUGGACAUGGCCCCACCAACCUUGCAGCUCAUGCAGUGGAAGGAGAGCGGAAGUGCAGACAAACUCUUUACACAGCCGUGUACCACUGUAGCAACUCCACAGAUAAAGGAGCUCUUUGCCAAGAGUAUUUUCCAGGGGAAGUAUUAUGGUGCGUGUGAGGAGGUUGAGAUGAUGCGCCAGGAUGGACAAGAAGUUCAGAGGGACAUAAGCGCCCUCACCACAGACAGCGUCAGUAUCGUAGAUUCAUCAAUAGAUCCAGAAAGAACCCACAACACUGAGCUGACAGACCCUGAUCACAUAAAUGACAAUCAACGUGGGAAUUACUCAGAGCUGGCACAAGAUGAAAACGAGUCGGAGUUCACCCAUCCAGAACUUCCAUCAGAAGACUCCAUGUUUGUCCAUCCGUCUUGCAUACAGCAGGAGACUCAGUCAACUUCCCUCCACACUCAGUCUAUGCUCGACAGCCAGGACUUUGAGGAGAGGAGGAUCAGCAGGCGUACACAGAAGCUUCUGAACACACUAAAAAGCCAGAGCAACAGUGUUACCACGUUUAGCCUGGAGGCACUCUGUGAAGGAAGCACUCGCUUGCAGGCUGCAACCACUUUCUUCUGUCUUCUGGUCCUGAAAAAACAAGAAGCCCUUCAUCUGAGCCAGAGAGCACCCUAUGAGGACAUCCUUCUUACUCCUGGACCGAAGUUCUACAAUUAGUAAAACAGAAAACAGUUUCUUUACAAAACAGAGAUGCAGUUCUGGUUCUACUCGAUCUGCCUCAUGCACAAGUGUCACAUGUUU